Messenger RNA from Drosophila serrata, 1362 nucleotides. Its product is annotated as short-chain dehydrogenase/reductase family 16C member 6. Gene Ontology annotation, cellular component: lipid droplet. The record is from RefSeq and is a predicted model, not a curated record. Gene Ontology annotation, molecular function: oxidoreductase activity, acting on the CH-OH group of donors, NAD or NADP as acceptor. Lineage: Eukaryota; Metazoa; Arthropoda; Insecta; Diptera; Drosophilidae.
UUCGUUUAGCUUCAUUGAACUUUAUCGCAGUUCCAUUCGAAUAGCAAUACUUGCAUCAUACACCCAUCUUUUAUUUUGGUUCGAAAUGAUGUGGCAAGACAAUUUUAUGCCAAAAUAAAAUAAAAGAAAUAUUUAUGCAAAAUACUGAGCUGCCAUUAAAUGCAACAUCAUGGCGCGCAGUCGCACCUUUUUUGUAUGCUAAAUAGGUUUGCUCACAGGCGAACGUAUAUGAUUUCCGACUACAACACCUUCAAAAGUCAGACAAAAUGGUUUAAAUUUGUAGGGAAAUUACAAUUUCUUAAGUUCAAAUUAAAUUAGGGAAACAAAAAUUGGAAAGCUGAAGCAUAUUAAAAUAAAACAUAUACAUAUCUACUUAAUUAACUACCCAGUUAUACAUACAUCACUUAACUACAGUUCCUAGGCUUAUAUACUAAUCACAACAGUUUAAAAAAGACUUAUGCAAGCGUUUACGUUUUCAAAAUACUGUAAACAAACCCCAACUAAACCGCAUUUCACUUUCAAUUGUUCACAGAACAUCUCUGGUCAGGUGGUGCUCAUCACAGGCGGCGGCGGUGGCGUUGGUCGCUUGAUAGCCCUAAACUUUGCACGACUACAGGCCCGCAUUGUCAUCUGGGAUAUCAAUCAAGAAGCCAUCAAGACAACCGUGGAUCUGUUGGCCAAGCAUGGCUAUGACAACUGCAAGGGCUAUGUGGUGGACAUCUCGGAUCGGGAGCAGGUUUAUCAGCGAGCCAACCAGGUGACAGCAGAUGUGGGCGCCGUGGAUAUACUGAUCAACAAUGCGGGCAUUGUUUGCUGCAAGCCCUUCUGGGAGCUGCACGACCGAGUGAUCCAGAAUACGUACAACAUCAACAUCAUCUCGCAUUACUGGACGGUGAAGGCUUUCCUGCCCCACAUGAUGCGAAAUAAUCGCGGUCACAUAGUCACCGUGGGUUCAGUGACGGGAAUGCUAGGCACUUAUGGUUGCAGCGACUAUGCAGCCACCAAAUAUGCUUGCAUUGGCUUUCAUGAGAGCUUGUUAACGGAUUUAAAGGCUCAUGGCUAUGAUCAAAUCCAGAUGAGUCUGAUCUGUCCGUAUUACAUCAACACGGGCAUGUUUUCCGGGGUUCGUCCGCGCAUGAUGCCCAUGCUGGAGCCUCAGUAUGUGGCGGAUCGUAUCGAGAAUGCUGUUCGCUGCAACGAGGUGUGGUGCGUCUUGCCCAACUCCAUACGCCUGCUGACGCCCCUUAAAUGUCUUUUGCCUGCCAAAAUGUGCUGGGAGCUAAUGUCGCGCGUUAUUCGCGGUCCGGAGUCUAUGAUGUUGUUCCAGGGACGUGGUCGCGUUGCUGCUGGCUAGAUCUGCAG